AUGGAAAGAUUGUGCCGGUGCACAAAUCGUGCCGACCAACAAUCUUCACUCACGCAGUGGAAGAAGUUGGGUCUUGAGAAUGAUUUGGCAGCAAAAGUCUGCACCAGCAAUCCAGCUCUGCUUGGGAAAAUCAAAUCAAACUUUCCAGUUGCAUCCUCAUCUUCGGGCAAUGAGAAUGAAGAUCCGAAUCUCGCCAACAAGACAAGAAAACGAGACAACAAUAAGAAUGUAACAAGAAGCAAGGAGCAGUGGCGAGAGCUCUUGGUGGAUAUCUACUACUUUCUGUCAAGUGCAAGGUCAGGGCAACGGAAGGAGUCGGUCCACUCCUACUGUCAGAAAGUACUCAAGUCAGAGAAUUCGUAUCAGCGGAUUGUUGACGUUUGGAGGGAGCUAGAUUUUGAAAGCGACCUUGCACAGAAUGUCGCACCGAAUGAUCCAAGAAUCAUAGCAAAGCUUGAUGGCAGAUUCUCGGUUGACACAAACAAGGAACAACAAUCGGCAAGAGAUCUCCGUCCUUCUUCAAACUCAUAUUUUGAUCAGGGAGAGGAGGCAGCUUUGCAAGAGGCUGUUGCUGAAUUUGCCAGAGCUGGAUUUCCUCUAGAGAAGACCAAUUUAAUGGGAUAUGCAAACGCAUUUUUGGAAGCCGAGGGAAUCGACACCAGCAACAACGGUGGCCCCAGCAUGGACACGGUGGAGCGAGUCUACAAAGCUGGGCGCUUGAAAGCAAUGUCAAAUGUUGGUGGUAUCGAUCGGAAAAGAGCUGCACAAGCGGGCCCGGAGACUUUGAAUGCACUUUAUCAUCAGAUGGAAUAUUGGAUGGCGAUCGCACACGAGGUAAACCCAAUCGCUUGGCCUGAAGCAAGAUAUGCCGAUGUACCUCCUUCACGCAUUUACAAUACAGAUGAGCAAGGACCGAAUCCAACAGCAUUGAGAAAUCCAGUUCUAAUUCCGCGAGAACUGGUUGAGAGACACGCUAGGCUGUUUCAAAAUACAAGAGAAGGAGACGGAAAGAUGUCGUUCCAUUACAGUGUGGCAAAUAUUGUCCGUGCGGAUGGAGCUCAAUGCCUCCCCAAAGAGUGUGUGGAAGGAGCCCCAGCACCAUACAUUUUGAUCUCUGACGGAUCCAGCUCUAGUGAGCUCGAUUCAAUGGAUAAGGCAAGUCGAGAUCGACUUCUCGUAAAUCAGAGUGAAGACGACACCAUUCAGUUGAAUCCUGGAGUCUACGAUGGAUGGUUCGAUGAUUAUCAAGUGGGAAAAAGAGAUACACUUGUCAAUCCAUUUGGAUUUCAAAUCAGAACCACUCCAACCGGCAGCAUGUUGAAGAGAACCUUCUUUGAUUUCAUCCUUCAUUUCAAGAACCAACUACCCCACGACCAAGGUCCAAACGGCCAUGGCGUGGUGCUCUUUUUGGAUUGGCAUUGUUCGCGAGAGUGUCCACAGUCCCUUCUCACUGCUUUCUUUGAGUACAACAUUCUCAUUUUCGUGCUUCCAUCUAAGACGAGUAUUUGGUCCCAACCAUGCGAUAAUGGAAAGAAUGAGACAUCGGCCAAAGAUAUCUCGCAAACGGCCCAUGACCUUGGUCUGAUGGUUGGAUCGGCUCUCGAUUAUAGAGAUGCAAAUAGGAUCUUUCGCCAAGGGCUCCAAAAAAACUGCAUUGAUCAAAAUGAUGAACUUCGGCGCACUGGAAGGAACGCUGUCGUGAGCAGCUUUGAGAAGACAGGCCUCUACCCCAUGUCUUAUGACAAUGAAGGAUGGCAAACUGCCAUCCGUGGCUUUGGCAAAAUGAACAGUCUGAUCAAACAACAAAAACGAGACGCAGGCCUACAAUUGCCCAACGUGAUUUGGGCUGCAAGAGCCAUUCCACCAGAGAAACGUUCUGAGCUGUCGGAACAAGAGAAAGAAACAAUCCGCGCUUUUCUUCCCUUGGACGAUUUUCUUAUUGCAAACAACGGAGAUAAUGAGUCCACUGACGAUCCUGCCCAACUGUCGCUGAGGGAACUGCCUCUGGUCUGCUUGGCAAUGGCAAUUGCUGAGCAUCUCAUUGGCAAAUACACUCUCGAUGAGCAAAGAGACAUGUCACAGCCGCCAUCACCACACGAACCAUUUGAGCAUGCUGCGUUGAAACUUGUAGAGUUUGUGGCAUUGACAGAGGACAACCAUGUCGACACUACUUGUAUGUUGACCAAAGAGGCAAUCGCACGAGACAAAUUGAGGACAAAGCUUGCGCUGGUAAAGCUUGGCUUUGCAACUGUGCUCCGACGGAAAGCAGAUGGUGGAAUACUCAAUUUGACAAAGCAAAAGGCUGAUACUUUUCUUGUUCUAGAUUGCGAGCAAAGGCUUAGCCAAAAUUGGGUUACUAUGACUGUUGGUGACAUCCUCGACCAAUGCUAUGAUGCCAAGGAUGAUGAAAGCUACAAGCUCACAGUCAAAGACAAGAAGAAGUGCCGAAAGAAACAACGAAUUGCCAGGAAGAAGCUCAAUGCCUCAAUGUAUGAAGAAGCCAAAGAGAUAGCCCGAAGCAGACGCUUGAAAAGAAACCUCGAAGACAAAGCACAACAACUCUCAACAAAGCGGCCUCGCUUCUAUGCCAAGUUGGCCGCAAUAAUGGAGGAAGAAGCGGUUGAGUUGGAAGACCUCUAUGGCGACUUUGAAGACGUCGUUCGUGAGCCCUACACCGACACAGUUGUGGUCACCCGAGGAGAUACGACCAAAGAUAUUGAUGUGAGCUUUGGUGGUGGUGAUAUCAGUGCCAUCUCUCACUAUAUGCAGACAGCAUUGGUCAAGGUCAUGGUUGAGUUGAAAGCAAAGGCCGGAGAGAAAGAAAGACGCAAACGCAGGCGUUAUCCGGGCACUUCCACUCACCUCGGCAAGAGUGGCAUCGUUGCUGGCAUUCUCAUUCAACGACAGAUCAAAGAGGAUGAGCUCAAGGCAACAGAAAAAGAGGAAAAGAGUCUACUAGAUGAGUUAGACAAACUCAAAUCGCUUGUGGCGGGAGCAAAGAAACUGGUGAAUGACAUGCCGGAUACUCACUGGCACUUUGAUAAAGUGAAAGGCGACAACAGAAAGACUGUGGCAAAGAUGUUUGGUGUAUUUAAAUCAAGUAACAAGGCAGACGAAGCGAUGGCCGCAUUGCAAUCAUUGGAGUUGUCGAAAGAAAGCUUCGAAGCAAAGCUUCUGGAACUCGAAAGCUCAAUAAAGGAAAAGGAAACAAAGGUAGCUCCAAUCGUUGCUAAGCAACGUGAGCAAAGCGACUUCCUCCUUGAAACGGAGGAGUACUACUCGACAAGUGCACAGCCUAGCGACGAGACAAACGCUGCAUGA
Messenger RNA from Seminavis robusta, 3321 nucleotides. Lineage: Eukaryota; Bacillariophyta; Bacillariophyceae; Naviculales; Naviculaceae. The record is from the annotation of a GenBank genome assembly.